AUGAUCUUAAAAGAUUUAACUUCUGCGUGGGCUCGCGGACACGUACCCUCAUCAUUAGUACUUGCUAUCGUUGCUGGUGCAGGGGCUCUAGCGUAUUAUAGGUUACAAAAAUCAGACGACGAAGAUAUCAAUUAUGAGAUAUUAAAUACCAUUCCAACACCAAAGGGAAUGAAACCGUAUGUUGGCCAUCUUUUAUGCUUUGACAAGUUGACCGGGUACAAGUUCAGAGAUUGGCACCAGGAACUGGGGCCUGUUAUACGAGUUCAGUUGGGUGUCCAGCCAUGUAUCCUGAUCAGCGAUCCACAAAUAGCACACGAGCUUUUUGCUGUGAAUGGUGCAGUUGCGUCCAACCGUCCACGCUUUCCAAAUAUCAACCGUUAUUAUUCAAACGGUAAAAGGGGUCUCGUAUUCCAAAAUGACACUACAAACAGGAAUCAUAUGAUAGCCUCAGCAAAGGCCAAGUCUACAUCCAACACGGCCGUUGCUCAACACUACACCUUUAUUUGA
Zychaea mexicana is the source of this 507-nucleotide messenger RNA. RefSeq lists its product as uncharacterized. Bases 1 to 507 code for a protein of 168 amino acids. Gene Ontology annotation, molecular function: heme binding; monooxygenase activity; iron ion binding. NCBI's taxonomy places the organism in Eukaryota, Fungi, Mucoromycota, Mucoromycetes, Mucorales, Lichtheimiaceae. The record is from RefSeq and is a predicted model, not a curated record. The transcript has 3 exons.